Messenger RNA from Aureobasidium vineae, 1323 nucleotides. NCBI's taxonomy places the organism in Eukaryota, Fungi, Ascomycota, Dothideomycetes, Dothideales, Saccotheciaceae. The record is from the annotation of a GenBank genome assembly.
AUGAUGGAUCCCAAUGCCUUCAAUCCGGCCAUGAUGGGUAUGGGUGGUUUCAAUCCUGCCAUGACACCGAUGAUGCCAUUUGGUAAUCAGAACGGUUUCUUCCCGCAGAACAACUUCAACGGAGGAUUUGGCGGAAGAGGAAGGGGCGGUUACAGGGGCAGGGGCGGCUUCCGUGGUCGUGGUGGCUUCAACAACAUGCAUGGCGGCUUCAAUGGACACAUGUCACAGCCUCCAGAAGACUUCACCGUUGUCGCAGGCUCUACAGAAGGACCUCCAAUUGAUGCUCCCAAGGGUCCCAAGGCUAUGCGUGAGGGCUUGCCCAACAGUGGCAUAUACAGUAGGGGCGGCUACCAAGGAGGAAGGAACGCUCAUCCCACACCUACCCCUCAACCCCAGUCUCUCCCUGCACAAUCACCUCAGCCGCAAAGAGAGCGUAGNUAUCUCCCCGCUCGCGACAACCGAGACCGUGGCCGCUCGCCUUCACAUUCAAGAUCAGGCUCGCACAGCCGCAAGCGUAAGCACAGCGUCGAGUCGCAAGACAGCGAAGCACGAGCCCGCAGACGUGAGCGACGCCGUCGUCAUGAAAGAAAGUACGACGACGAGCCCGCCGAAUCCGACAGAAAGGACGUAACAAGAUCGGACUCCGGCGACGAGGAUGCUUCUAGAAGAUCACGCCGCCGCAGAGGAGACAGAGAGAAGCACCGUUCAACUCGCGAGAACAGCAGAGACCGCGAUCAUCGCCGCCGUCGCAGCAGAUCUCGCGGCGACAAGGACCACCGCACUAAUGGCGACGACCAAUCCUCGCGAGCCAAGAGCCGCCGCGACCGCGACCGUGAGAGAGAAAAGGAACGCUCUGAUCGCGAUAGAAGUGAUCGUGAUCGUGAUCGUAAACGCUCUCGUAGAGAUCGCUCGCCCUCAGCCAAUGGAACCAACGAUCAUUACUCAUCUUCCCGUCGCUCACGUCGCGACGACCCAGCAUCCACAAACGAUGAUCAAGGAUUCAAGAUCAAAGGCUCUCGCACCGGUGGCAGCAAACCCUUUGCUCCACCCACCGGUCCCCGCAAAGACCGCAACGACGACAGAAACACUAGACGCCCUUCACUCCAAUCCGUCGCUGUGCCCCAAGACAAUGCUGCCUCUUCAUCUGCAGACCCAUAUGCCCUAGAACGCGAAGCACGCAUCAAGGAGCGCAUGGCCAAAGAACAGCAACGCCGCGAAAGUGCCACCUUGGGAAAGAGAGGCAGAGGUGAUGAAUCAGGGAGACGGGGAUCGUUCGAGGCGCCGACGGGCCCUAAAGGCGGAAGGAAAGGAAGAAAAGGUUAG